Messenger RNA from Durotheca rogersii, 897 nucleotides. RefSeq lists its product as uncharacterized. The transcript is spliced from 3 exons. Gene Ontology annotation, cellular component: mRNA cleavage and polyadenylation specificity factor complex. NCBI's taxonomy places the organism in Eukaryota, Fungi, Ascomycota, Sordariomycetes, Xylariales, Xylariaceae. The record is from RefSeq and is a predicted model, not a curated record. Gene Ontology annotation, biological process: mRNA 3'-end processing. Gene Ontology annotation, molecular function: mRNA binding. Bases 1 to 897 code for a protein of 298 amino acids.
AUGUCGACAAAACCCCCUUCUCGUGUUGUUUUUGUCGGCAACAUUCCCUAUGGUCUGUCCGAAGAGCAGAUCAGCGAUAUUUUCAGUACGGCUGGAAAGGUUAUCAACUUUCGGCUAGUCUACGACCGUGAAACCGGUCGUCCGAAAGGCUUCGGCUUCGCAGAAUAUCCCGACGCCGACUCCGCGGCGUCAGCGGUCCGAAACCUAAACGAUUACGAGAUCAUGGGUCGCAAACUACGAGUCGAUUAUAGUACUGAGGGUCGUGUCGACGGCGAUGAUUCUGGCAACAACAAUAGCAAUAAUGCUUCGGCAUACAACAGCCAGCCGCAGAACGGAACGUCGCACACCACCUCCCUGCCCGCACCCGCAGGAUCGCUCCCUCCCCUCCCGCCGGGAAAAGAGCUGCCCCCGGGGGUCAGCGCCAUCGAUGCCAUCUCGCGAACCCUAAACACCCUGCCUCCGAGCCAGCUCCUCGAUAUUCUCUCGCAGAUGAAGUCGCUCGCAACGAACGAUGCCUCUCGCGCGACAGAGCUUCUAUCGCAGGCCCCGCAGCUGUCGUACGCCAUCUUCCAGGCGCUGCUCCUGAUGGGCCUCGUCUCUCCCGACGCGAUCCAUUCCGUCGUCGACAAUCCUGCGGCCCCUCCGCCGGUGGUGCAGGCCGCGACCAACUACGCGGGGGCCACCACCGUUACGCCGCCAGUCGCCGCCCCGUACGCGCCUCCGUCUACUUCGGCCCCUCCCGCCACGACGGCCGCUACCCCGGCCGCGCAGCAAGAUCCGGACUCUCUGAUGCAGGCGGUUAUGAACUUGCCGCAGGAGACCAUCGACCAGCUGCCCGAGGCUGAGCGCCACCAGAUCAUGGCCCUGAAGGCGAGCUUCCUAAGCCAGCGGCGUUGA